UCGUGAGGAGGAAACGCGCAGUGUCCUCGCUUCCUCGUUUGACAGCAAUGGGCUUGUUUCACGAGACGAAACUACAAGAAUGAAGGUUUCAGGGGACGAUGCGGGAAUAGACGCAACCGAGGAGACGCUAAGCUGAAAAGGCCAUCAGCUGGACCUGGCGAGGAAAACUUCAGCCCAUCGACUGAGCCGCAGAUGUCUCCUCCGUAAAGUGUCCCUGCAUGUUGUUGUGGUUAGCUGCUAGUGCUAACCAUAGAAGUUGCCUUGCUGGCUGGCCUAGCAGGCUCAUGGUUGAAGCGGGGACAGGAUCAUUACAUGCAUGCGUUUCCUUGUCUGUAUCUGAUGGAGGCUUCAGGGGCUCAAGCGCCGCAGCGUCGGUCCAGCUGUUAGAGUACCAGCGGCGUGAGAGUGAGAGAGUGAGAGAGAGAGUGAGAGAGUGAGUGAGAGAGUGAGAGAGUGAGAGAGUGAGUCCCCACACCGUGAGUUAGCUCCCCCUGGUUAGCCGCCUCUGUCCUCUGGAAGAAUGAGUAGAAAACACCAUCAUUUAAAAGGAGCAGAAGUCAGCUGCUGCGUGAAAUACUUCUUGUUUGGAUUCAACAUUUUGUUCUGGUUACUAGGAGCCGCAUUCUUGGGCAUAGGCCUGUGGGCAUGGGCGGAGAAGGGCGUGCUGUCCAAUCUGUCAUCCAUCACAGACCUAGGGGGCUUGGACCCCGUGUGGCUCUUCAUCGUCGUAGGAGGGGUCAUGUUCGUCCUGGGCUUUGCCGGCUGUAUCGGAGCGCUCAGAGAGAACACAACUCUGCUUAAAUUUUUUUCUGUGUUCCUGGGUUUGAUCUUCUUCUUGGAGCUGACUGCAGGGAUCCUUGCCUUCGUCUUUAAGGACUGGAUCAAAGACCAGCUCAACUUUUUCAUCAACAAUAACGUCAAGGCCUACCGCGAUGACAUCGACUUGCAGAAUCUUAUUGACUUUGCCCAGGAAUAUUGGUCAUGCUGUGGAGCUCACGGGCCCGACGACUGGAACCUGAACAUCUACUUCAACUGCACUGAGCCGAACCCCAGUAGAGAGCGCUGUGGAGUGCCCUUCUCCUGCUGCGUCAAAGACCCUGCAGAGGAUGUCAUCAACACGCAGUGUGGUUAUGAUGUUCGGCUUCAAGGGGAGCUGGACCGGCAGAAAUAUAUCUAUACCAAGGGCUGUGUGGGACAGUUCGAGAAGUGGCUUCAGGACAACCUCAUUAUUGUAGCUGGGAUCUUUGUUGGUGUUGCACUUUUACAGAUUUUUGGUAUCUGCCUUGCUCAAAACCUGGUGAGUGAUGUCAAAACCGUCAAAGCCAACUGGUGACAUGAGAGGUGACGUGAGGGAGCCCCGCCCCUUUAGGCCCAGCAAGGUCAACACAGCACACACAAGUCCCGUCCAGCUGAGGACGGAGAAGCGGAGAACCAUUGCCGUUGAGCUAAGCAGCACAUAUGCACUCUCACACUUUUAUACCUGCAUACACAAAGAGUUUACUUCCCUGUUUAUCAGUGACACUUGAAUGGGGAGAAGAAUACCCCACACAAACCAAACAGUUAACACUUUGUUUACCACUCAGCUGGAUUUUAACCCGGAUAUACAAAGGACGGUCCUGCCUACUUCGUAGUUAGAUUCUUUUUUUCCCCUUUCUGCUUCCUCUGAUUUUUGUUCUUUGGACAAGUAUAUUUAUGGGGCGCAGUUUCACAAGAACUCCUGUCAGCUGGGAGAAUGGAAGCCAUGGAUGAAGCAAACUAAAAGAAAAGGAUAAGUGACAUUUAGUCUCCUUUUUUAGGUUCAACCAUUACAUUGUUACACAGCCUCCUUCCUCUCAGUGAGGGGUGGAACAUCUCCGCCUACAAACAGCCUGUUUUUAACUUGCUUGUCCCCACUCCCUGCUGUAGGGGAUCGUGGGUGGCUGGCUGGCUCGCUGGCUGGCCAUUAAACACAUGGAAUCCUCUGCGUGUCUAUACUUUCUCCAUUAUGACUUUUUAUGACCACUGUAAAGACUCUGAAGACUGACUGGUAAGGUCUGCAAAGUGUAAAAAAGUGCCAUUAAUUUCCACUGAUAAUUUUGUCCCCUUCCUGUUCUUUACAUGGAAUUUCUGCACCCCGCCCCAGAAUUCCUCAGGGCCUGGCCAGAAAGAUAAUGCUUUCUGCCAUUGGUUAAAUGCAUAUCUAUUUUUUUUUUCCAUCCAUGUCUGUGCAAUUUAAAGAUACUAGCAGUUCAUUGAAAGUCGCCCCGUUUGCCCUGCAGUGAUUGUAUUAUCCAAUGAUUUACUGAAGGAUGUUGUAUUGUAUGAUAUGGAAAGGCCUGGUGUGGUUAGGAGCGUAGUACUAUGCUAUAUAGGGAAAGGGUUUAAUGAUAUUGUUGUUUAUCUCUUAGCAUCCCUCAGGCACAUGGGAUUGCUGGUUUGGGGCCUUUUUUACUUGAUUUAUGUUACCACACUUGUCUUACAUUCUGUCCUCUGCAUAGUGAAAUAAGAAUAUUUGUCUGUUUUUAAAGAUGUCCUUUAUUAAUCCUUUAUUUCCUAUCCUUUUUAUAGACACAGAUUUUUAUCCUGAGUUCAUUGUUUGGCUUCACCAGGCGCCUGUUUUACCUCUGACCCAUCAGUCAACUGCGAAAAUGGCUUCUUAUUGUUGAUGUUGUUAGCAGUCCUCAUGGACACAAGCUUACUGCCAAGGUUUUGUCCGGCCUCAAUUUUAUAAGGAAGGCUAAGCAAAUGACAAAUAGCGUUUCUAGACAGCCAAAAUGUGAAUUUAUUGUCCCUUUUAUGUGGGAAGUGCCAGUUGGAAUGAGAAGUCAAACAAAAAUGUAAAAUGUAACAUUAUAGCUUUUAUCUUUAAUUAAAUGUUGUGUUUUUAGUUUUGACUGGUUUUUAAAUAGAAUAGUAGAAAAAAGCUGUUACCUUUUCAUAUUAACGACUCAGCCUCAAUUUAACAUGAACGCUGCUUGAACGUUGACUAGAUUAUUGAUAUGUAGUACAAUAACCAAGCUAACAAGUCUCACAAUUUGCCAUGUUGCCAUUGUUUCCAGGCUGAGGACAUAUUCUGAUUAUUUGUUCUUUCUCAAGUUUACACUCUGCGCUCAGCUUGUGGUCCCUUUUGUUGUUCAUUUAAACAAAAAAAGACUCUGGAAUCACACUAUUAAGUCGCCCUUACAGCUUUUCAUCCUCGUCCAUGAUCCUCACAAUUUGACUGGGUUCACUUGAUACUUUUGUUAAAAAAAAAAGAAGAAAAAAAAAAGAAACUCUCUGUAUUUAACCACGACAGUUGUUUCUGAUUGUAGCAGUGUCAUUCAGAUACACCGCACAGACAUGAUUUGGCACACCCAGACAAAAAUAAAACAUGUUUUGAAUUGCAAUGCAAAUAAGUUGAAAGAUGAGUAGCAUUAAUAUUCUGUGAACAGAACACCGAACCCCGCUUCACUGAGUCUCUCUGUAGUAUACACACACACACACACACACACACACACACACACACACACACACACACACACACACACACACACACACACACACACACACACACACACACAGAGAGGAGCUCGUUCAGUAACAGCACCUUAUGAUCGCCUGCUAUGCCUACAUGUCGCAUGUUGCUUUCACCCACACGCUCCCUCUUCAGAACCCUACCUGAUCCGGCUGCACCUGUUUCAGAGCCUGUUAUUUUGAUGUAUUUUUAAACACAAGGCUCGUUUGAACAAAAAAGAGAAACGCAAGACGGAACAACAAUCGUUUGAAUUUAGGCUGUCACGAAUGAGCGAGUGGAUCCAGAGCAGCACAAUGCAUCUGUACCGGAGUGACUGAAGUGAGUCUUUAAUGACUUCUCGAUGUUGAAAGUUUUCCAUAAGAGAGGCUCAUUCAUUUCAGCUCUUUAGUUGUAAUCAAUGAGUAAAAGCCUCGAGCAGUCUUAAGAAAAAUGUAUAAACAUUUUUCAGCCUGAUGAGAUAUAUCUUCUCUCUAUUCCAAGUGUGUGUGUGGGCCUCUUUGAUUCUACUAACUGUUGUAAAUCAAUCUGUCCCACCGGAGUCUAAGAGAUCAGGAAUAAAUAAACCAGUGUUUAUUUUCCCUUUUUUCAUUUAAUCUUUUGAGAAGUAGGUUGAAACAGAUAACGGGUGAUUAAUUAGUUCAACACGCUUCUUUAAAGGGUUUCCUUAUUUUUUUCUUAAAUUACCCUUAUUUGGAAAUGUUUGCUCAGGGUCUUCGACACCCCUUCCCCUCAUGAUUAACAAAAACCCUCUGCUCAUGCAUUCGAGAAGAUUCUGUGUUGAACAUGAUAAAAUGGUGGGCUGCUGCCUUUUGAGUGAUGCUGAGGAUCUGGCUGAAGGCAGAUGGAGGCCACGGGUGUCAGUUCUGCUGCAGUAGAGAGCCGCAGCUCUUAGACAAAAAGCACUCCCUCUAUUUCACUCCCUCUAUGUCACUCCCUCUGCAGCCGCCGCGUCUGGAUGGAUAUGCCAAUAAUCAGACAGUCACCUUGGUAAUAAUGACAAUAAUGCCAUCAUAUUCAGUCGUAGCAGCGAGGCUUCAAUAUGCAGACACUACAAAGGUGACUUUCUGGAAUAUGUUUGUUUGUUUUUACAGCUUUGGGUAAUUCUGGGUUUUGUAUUCCUUUAAUGUAGGGGAAAGGGGGAGGGAGAAAACAAUGCUAAUUAUGCUUUGUCCUUUAUCAUAAUGGCCUUGCAUUAUGAAACACCCUCUUAAUUUCUCUGCUUUCCCUGUGGGCAGUUAAAUCAUUCCCGAGGAGGAGCCUUAUGCAUGCCAUGAAUGUAUAAGUGUAUCAGCCGCGGCUCCACACUCGGUUAGGAUUUUAUUCUUACCCUUAUGCAGUGCGAUGCACAAGUGAAGCUUAGGGAUGUGAAAUAAAGCUUUGUCUUUAGCAAUGUGUGAGAUGUUAUUCUGGUUUGUUUCUUUUUUUGAUACGUUUUAGUGAGCAUGAAAGCAGUUGAGCAUUCCAUUUCUUCUGUUCGUAGGCGUGUGUGCAGAACCUCAUAUGCAAUCGCGAAGACUUUAAAUCCUCAGAAACGACCAGUUAAACAAUGUUGUUCUUGUCAAUCUCUCUUGUUUUAACAAUGUGUGUGAUUUCUGACUGAUCAAAAUCAUCAAUCAGGUUUUAAUAACAUUUAUUGAUCUAAAAACGUAUUUAGCUGCAUAUGCACUUAUGAAUGAUGUGACUGAACUUUUUUUUAUCCUUUUCACAUACAAAUACAAAGUGACACAUAUUUCACUCUGAUAAUCUCUCCUGUGAUCCUUUUUGAAGGUUUUGACAUCUGCUAAUGUUUUGAGGCAUUUUCAGUUUUAUUCCCGAGAAAGGUGAUCAUUCACAAAGUCUUCAAAUGCAGAUGCCGGCCACAGAGCCAAGAGAAGCAGCAUAAUUGACUCAUGUUAACAGCAAUACAAUGGUUGUUAGUGUUGACAUUUCCAUACCAGGUCAUGAUAUUUGAUCAAGACUCAAGCGUGAUCUGACUGGAACAAAAAGUGUUUCAAAUUCAUGGGUUUUACAGUUGAGGAUAACGGAUUCAGUAGUUAAGGAUCAUUUAAUCCACACAAGAACCACUAUAAAUAUUAAUUUUGUUCCGCUGAGCAGCAAGAACAGCUUUCUCAGUUUGACUUGGUUUGCAAGUACAGUUUUGAGUUGAUUGCAGCAGAAUACAACAAAGAAAAACCAUGUUAUCCAUCCACUCUCUCAGUUUAGACCCAUCUACUGGAUCGGGUAGCCUUGUAAAGAAAUGUUGCAUAUGAAAACUGUGGACAUGGUCUGUUACACUGUAUAUUGUGUUUAAAAUAUGCCUCUUUCAUAUAUUAAAGGAUUUA
Anoplopoma fimbria (sablefish) is the source of this 5814-nucleotide messenger RNA. It is a transcript of the gene tspan17, whose product is annotated as tetraspanin 17. Gene Ontology annotation, cellular component: membrane. Gene Ontology annotation, biological process: regulation of vascular endothelial growth factor signaling pathway; protein localization to plasma membrane; protein maturation. The transcript has 8 exons. The record is from RefSeq and is a predicted model, not a curated record. The coding region runs from base 521 to 1333 and encodes 270 amino acids. NCBI's taxonomy places the organism in Eukaryota, Metazoa, Chordata, Actinopteri, Perciformes, Anoplopomatidae.